Messenger RNA from Fusarium keratoplasticum, 357 nucleotides. RefSeq lists its product as uncharacterized. The record is from RefSeq and is a predicted model, not a curated record. NCBI's taxonomy places the organism in Eukaryota, Fungi, Ascomycota, Sordariomycetes, Hypocreales, Nectriaceae. The transcript has a single exon. Bases 1 to 357 code for a protein of 118 amino acids.
AUGGCUGAAAAGUCCCCGACCCCAGACGCCAACCCAACGCUUACGCAGCCUCCCGCGCCCGUCAUGGCCCCUCCCGAGAAGUCAUCCAGCUUCCUCAAGGUCAUCGCCUUCUUCGACCUGCUCGUCAAGCUCGCCGCGACAGGCGCCCUGUUCGGCAUUCUCGUCAUCCUCCUGCGCAUCAGCUCUCACCUCGGGGACAUCACCAGCGGCGAGACACCAAUGGUAGUCAGGAUCUCGCAACAAUUCGACUCAACGCCCAUUCGCGUGGCGGCAUCGCAGGAGUCGACGGCGGGUUAUUUCCAGGUUGCUUUGACGAAUAGCAUCAACAAUCCGGUUCAUUUCAAGGUGGAUGAAUAA